This is a messenger RNA of Syngnathus acus (greater pipefish), 850 nucleotides long. It is a transcript of the gene c5h1orf50, whose product is annotated as chromosome 5 C1orf50 homolog. NCBI's taxonomy places the organism in Eukaryota, Metazoa, Chordata, Actinopteri, Syngnathiformes, Syngnathidae. The coding region runs from base 204 to 785 and encodes 193 amino acids. The transcript has 5 exons. The record is from RefSeq and is a predicted model, not a curated record.
UGACGUCACGAAGCCUGAAACCCGGCCGGCCUUCCGAGGACGCCGCCUGCGAAUUUGGAUACAGCUUGUGACCUUUGUCCUUACUCAGUUAAAUAACUUUCGUAACGCUGUUCUGCAGGCAAGACAACCUGGCUACUUAACUGAGCAAAUUCGACCAAAUACUUGCGCAAAGGACAUUUCAAUCAAGGCCAACUUGGAAAACAAUGGACGGAACUGUGAAGCUCGCAACCCAGCGCGACAAAACAACGACAGGUAAAGAAACAGUGACUCUGGUUGAGAGCAGCACCUCUCCUGGUGGACUGGAACUUGUCAGCUCUUACCAGACCACUAGAAUGGGGGACACGAUGGAUCUUGUUGCUUUAGCAACACAGCUGCAGAAGGGAGACGAUUUUAUAAAAGCCAAUGCUUGCAACAAACUGUCUGUGAUUGCUGACCAGAUCAGAUAUCUACAAGAACGAGCAAGGAAGGUCUUAGAAGAAGCAAAAAGAGAUGCUGAGCUCCACCAUGCUGCCUGUAACCUGGUGAAAAAAGCAGGCAACAUGUAUUACCUGUAUCAGCGACCAUCUGGACAAAAAUAUUUUUCCAUCAUUUCUCCUGCGGAAUGGGGCCCAGGUUGUCCUCAUCAGUUUGUCGGUGCUUUCAAACUUCAACAUGACAUGUCCUGGACUCCCGAGGGCGAUGUGCAGGAAAGAGACACGGAGAUAGCCAUCAUGGACAAGUUACUUAGCCAACAGACCACUUUAGCACCUGGCGUGGAACCGAAUUUCAAGGGCCUCUCAAAUUAGAGCAGAAUGUGCAUGAAUAUUCAUCCGAAAAUGAUACCAUUCUGUCACUUGUUGUACCAGAUCAC